AUGACCACAAUUACAGCACAAAUCCCCCUUGAAUAUUCACCGGAUCAAAAAGAUUCCGCUCAUCGAAAAGAGCGAAUUCCGCCAACGGCUUUUCAUAAAAUUGGAGCAGGUUCACAAGCAAUUGUUGUAGCUGGUGUCUUUCGGAAAGAGGGAGAAAGGGGAAAUGAUGAUGAGGGAAAAGAAAGAAAAGUGGCGAUGAAAAGAUAUGAUAUCGUUUCUCUUGCAACCCGAACACAAAGCACUUUUACCCAAUUGCUUCGAGAAAUACAAAACACUCAAUAUCUCAUUCAUCCAAAUAUUGUCACUAUGAUGGACUCAUUUUACGAAGAAGGAUUGAAUCGAUCACUCAGAUUUGUCUGGAUCACAACAGAACGAAUGGAUCACACGCUUGAUGUUUAUUUUGAGUGCCUCCAAAGAGGGAAUACAUUGCGUGAUCAUCGACAGGUUUCGGCUCUUUUUGUUCAAAUGUUUCGUGCACUCGAUUUUCUUCAUCAGAGAGGAAUCAUGCAUCGAGAUGUAACGCCAAAGAACAUCGGAAUGAAAAAGAAAGGAUUUGUGAUCAAAUUGCUCGAUUUUGGAGUGUGCGGCCAAAUAAACGCUCAAAUGGAUCAUACUCAAAUUGUUCUCACUCCACUAAUCUAUCAACCUUUGGAAGUGAUUCUUCAGAGAAGAUACGAUUGUGGAGUUGAUAUUUGGGCGAUGGGUCUUGUCGGAAUGGAAAUGCUUGGAUGUAAAUUGAUGAUGCCACCAUUAGUUAAUGGGCGUCUCACUCAACCAAUCAAACAACAGAUUCUCGAUGUGAUCGGACUUCCAAAAACGAUGUAUGAAGACAUCUUUCAAAAAUGUUUAUCAUUGGAAAGGCCGAGACCAAGAAAAUUGGAGGCAGAAAUUGAUACGGCACUUGGUCGAAUGGAAUCCGAUAGACAAUCAAGUCUAACAAAAGCAAACCUAAAAGAUCUCUUGCUCAAACUCCUUGAUGUGAACCCGCAAACAAGACCGAGAGCAUAUGAAUGCUUGGAACAUCCAUAUCUUCUAAUAAUGAAUGAAAACCAAGCUAAUUUUCGUAAUAAUUUUCCGGAGGAUCGACAUUUCCGAGAUCCAAGGAUUCAAGCAAAUGACUUUCAUGUAAUCGGAAGUGGAAAACAGGCUGUAGUUAUAGCGGCAAAACUUCAACGCAAAGGCCUUGCCGAGAGGGUCGCUGCAAAAAGAUACGAUAUUAGCAAAAUGGAACGGGAAAAUGGUUUGGUUGGGUUUACAUAUUUGUUACGCGAAAUUCAAGCAACACAAUAUCUAUUACAUCCAAAUAUUGUCGAGAUGAAAGACUCGUUCUAUCAAAAUUUCAAAACUGGAGCUGCUCAAUUUGUUUGGUUGGUCACUGAGAGAAUGGACUGUAGCUUGCAAUACUAUUUUGACCUGCUCAGAAGGCCAGAAAACAAUGGAAUGAUCAAACCGAGAGAUCAUCGGCAUUUGGCUUCACUUCUCGUUCAAUUAUUCAGAGCCUUGGACUUUUUGCAUUGUAGAGGAAUCAUGCAUAGGGAUCUAAAACCCGCUAAUGUUGGAAUGAAUCGUAAAAGCUUUGAAAUCAAAUUGCUCGAUUUUGGAGUAUCUGGGCAAACAAAUUCUCAAGGAGCACACACAAAAAUCGUCUCAACUCCUCCAAUCUAUCAACCAUUGGAAGUAGUUUUACAGAAAGGCUAUGAUUGUGGAGUUGAUGUCUGGGCUGUUGGAUUGAUUGCAUUGGAAAUGCUUGGAUGUAAAUUGAUGAAGCCUGCAUUAGCUAAUAUGGAUAGACAAGAUGCUGUGAGACAUCGGAUACUUGAAGUGAUGGGUGUGCCAGAUCAUAAAUAUGCACAAAUAUUUGGAGACAGCUUACAAAAUGAGGACCAACGCUCAUCAAAACUUAAUGAUGAACUCGAAAAGGCUUUGAAUCAACUCGAAAAAGAUCGCGAAUUCUUAAGUAGGGCAAAUCUGAAGAGUCUCUUGGAGCACAUUUUGACAGUCAACCCACAGCUUCGUCCAAAACCCUCAGCUUGUCUCGAGCAUCUCUAUUUGAGAGUGAUGAAUCAAAAAUUGGCCCCAAUACCUUUUGAUGAAGCAUUUAUGCCGAAUGAAUACACACCGGAUAUUGAUGACGAGAGCUUCCGUAAAAAAGAGAUUCCAUCUGAAGCAUUUCACGCCAUCGGAAAAGGAAAGCAAGCAAUUGUUUUAGCUGGCGUGUUCAAAAGAGAGAAUAUCACAACGCGUGUCGCUGCAAAAAGAUACGAUAUCCGCCAACUAGAACAAAAGAAAGAUGGCGGCGAUUUCACUUUUACGGCUGGAUUCACUUUUCUGCUUCGAGAGAUCUCACACACAUUGUUCCUUUCACUCACUCAUCCAAAUGUUGUAAAAAUGAUUGAGUGUUUCUAUCAGAAUUGGCCAAAUGGAGAACCGCGCUAUGUUUGGUUGACAACAGAACGAAUGGAUUGUUCAUUGGAUCAUUAUUUCGACCGUUUAUCGAAACCAUCAAAGGACGGGAAGGAUUUAACCCCAAAGAAUAUUGGGUUGAAUCAAAAGAAUUUUGAAAUAAAAUUGCUCGAUUUCGGGGUAUCUGGUCAAAUCAAUUCAAGAAAUGGAGAUGUAACAACUUUUGUUUCUACGCCACCAACCUAUCAACCAUUAGAAGUUAUUCUAGGAGUAGGAUAUGAUACUGGAGUUGAUGUUUGGGCUGUUGGUUUGGUUGGUGUGCAUAUGUUAGGAAAGAGAUUGACGUAUCCACAUGGAAAAGAGGAUAAACUAGACUCUGUGAAACAAAGAAUUCUCGACGUGUUUGGACUUCCGGAGGAUAAAUAUCGAGACGUAUUUAAAGGGGACGGUCUAGACAAAGAUGAGCCUCGACCAUCAACUCUCGAUUCUGAACUUGAUCAAGUUUUUACUAGACUCGAACCGGAUCGACAUGGUUUAUCCAAAGAGAACUUGAAAGCAUUGCUCAAAGCAAUUUUCACGAUAAAUCGACAACAUCGACCAAGUGCCACCGAAUGUUUGAAGAUGGCAUAUCUACAGUUGAUGAAUCAAAAGCUCCCAGCGGCUUUAGAGACAAACAACCUAACGGAGAAAAAUGAAAGAGAUCGGAAAAUUCUCAAGAAUAUGCUUGUAAAGUUCGCGAGGAAGACUGAAGAA
Molecule: messenger RNA, 3156 nt
Organism: Mesorhabditis belari
Lineage: Eukaryota; Metazoa; Nematoda; Chromadorea; Rhabditida; Rhabditidae
Source: the annotation of a GenBank genome assembly